This is a messenger RNA of Amaranthus tricolor (Joseph's coat), 2952 nucleotides long. Its product is annotated as pentatricopeptide repeat-containing protein At1g43980, mitochondrial. The record is from RefSeq and is a predicted model, not a curated record. Gene Ontology annotation, molecular function: protein binding; RNA binding. Gene Ontology annotation, biological process: RNA modification. NCBI's taxonomy places the organism in Eukaryota, Viridiplantae, Streptophyta, Magnoliopsida, Caryophyllales, Amaranthaceae. The transcript has 2 exons. Bases 308 to 2212 code for a protein of 634 amino acids.
AUUAGAAUAGCCCUUAUCAAAUUGAAACUUGCUCAAGAACCUUCUAAGCUGAAACAGAAAGAAGCAGCAAUCCUCAUCCUCAUCGACGGCAAAACCUGGAGCGAUGGUGCUAUGGGUGCCAUUUUCUUUCUCCUCGCUGCACCUAUUUUUGGGUUUUUCUUAUUCAACUUGCUUUAUCGAAAGCAGUCCUUUUGGAUAUUGAUUAUUGAGGAAUCUUUCCUAUAUCUGUUUCUUGUGGACUUACAGGGGCUUAUAUAGGAAAAGAUAGUGGCACUAUGGUUGAGUUUCAUUGAAGAGAGUUUUUUGUAUGUAUACAUUGGUAAAGAAAUUACAUGACAUUCCAAGAAUACUUACCUUUUACUCUCACUUACUAGACCAUUGUUUAUCAUCUAAGUCGUUGAAUCUUACCAAAGUGGUUCAUGGACAGUUAAUAAAAGUAGGUUUCAAUGGUCACACAUUUUUAGGAAAUCGCUGCCUUCAAUUUUAUAUUCGGUUCCAGUCCACUGAUGACAUCCUUAAAGCAUUUGGUGACAUACAGAGGAAGAAUUGCAUAUCUUGGAAUAUAUGCUUGAAGGGUUUGCUUAACUGUGGCCAAAAUGAGAUGGCACAUUCCCUAUUUCAGAAAAUGCCUGAACGAGAUGUUGUGAGUUGGAAUUCCAUGAUUUCAUGGUAUGUUUGUUCUGGGCGGAGCGACUUAGCGAGGGAAGGAUUCCAGGAAAUGUUAUAUAUUGGAGUGAAGCCGAGCAGUUAUACUUACUCGAUCAUUACAUCUCUGGUGUUUGACGCUCUGCUCGGCAAGGAGCUUCAUGGUAGGAUUAUUACAAGUGGCUUAAUCAGGUCGAAUGUCGUUCUCGGGAAUUCUUUAAUCGAUAUGUAUGGUAAGAUUGGUCUUAUCGACUAUGCUGUUCGUGUGUUCAUGAGUAUGGAGUAUUUGGACUUGAUCUCUUGGAAUUCAUUAAUUACGGGUUGUUGUCGAGCAGGAUUUAGUGAGUUAGCACUUUCUAAGUUUUCUUCAAUGAGAUCCUUAGGAUAUUCACCUGAUCAGUUCACAUGUUCUGCAGUAAUCACUUGCUGUACAAAUUUACAGAACUUGAAAACAGGUAGGCAGCUCUUUGCUCUCUGUAUCAAGGCUGGCUUUCUUAGCAAUUCCAUUGUCUCAAGUGCCCUUAUUGACCUGUUCUCGAAAUCCAACAGACUGGAUCAUUCAGUUCAGCUCUUCACCGAACUCGACAGAUUUGACUCUGCAAUUUACAAUUCUAUGAUUUCGAGCUAUGUAUCUCACGGCAUAAGUGAGAGUGCUAUCGAACUCUUUGUGCUCAUGCGGAGGGAGGAUGUUAGGCUUACUGAGUUCACCUUAAGCAGUAUUGUGGCAUCCAUUACUGGUAUACAAGUAGAACAAGGAACUCAAAUCCAUACUUUGGCAAUCAAAUUAGGUUUUGAAAUGGAUUUAAUAGUUUGUAGUUCUCUUGUUCACAUGUAUGCAACGCUUGGGUUUAUAGAUUACGCGAUGCGAAUUUUCACACAUAUGGUUCAGCCAGAUCUGAUAGCUUGGAAUACGAUGAUCAUGGGAUUAACCCUUAACGGGAGAUUAGUUGAGGCUAUAAAUUCCUUCCAAGAAUUACAUAAUAGAGGUCUAAUUCCUGAUCAUAUGUCACUAACAGCAGUUCUACGAGCAUGUAGUUAUGGAGGUUUUGUUGAUGAAGGAGUGGCUAUUUUUUCAAAGAUUGAUGAAUAUUAUGGUUUAGUACCGUGCUAUGAGCAUUAUGUUUUCCUUGUGGACUUAUUGUGUCAAAAUGGUAAUGUCUAUGAGGCAAUGGAAGUUACUGAAAAAAUGCCGUAUGAACCAAAAUCAACAAUUUGGGAAUCUUUGCUUCAUGCUUGUAUAGCUCAUGGAGAUUUGAGACUUGCUGAGAAAGUAUCUAAGAGACUGGUGGAGUUAGAGCCGUAUUUAUCUCUACCCUAUGUGAUUUUAGGUCGUAUAUAUGAGAUGACGGGUCGGUGGGAGGAUGCAGUUCGAGUGAGGGAAGCCAUGAAGAGGAUUGUAGUGAAGAAAGUUGUCGGAUAUAGCUCGAUUAUGAUUAAAAGUCAUGUACAUAGUUUUACGGAAGACCAAUUACAACAAAAUGCAGGCAGAGAUGUUUACUUGAUUCUAAGAUUACUGACUUGGGACGAUAGUGGAACUUCGACUGUGGAAGAAUUAAAUGAAUUUUGAUACUAUUGCAAACACAAUUUAGUUAGAUGUUCUCCGUGUGCUCAUUCCACGACGGAGUUUACUAUUAUGGUAUUGCUCUUGGAACUCAAAUGUGGCACAUUCUUACGAUGUGGGUAUGUACUCCUUUCCGAGAUUAGAGGAUUAAUAUACGCUUGCAUGGCGGCUUUAAUUCAAGAUGAAUUCUAUGGUUUUGAUAUUUGACCUUCAAAUUACUUCCCCUAAGGGUAUAAUCUGGGUGUCUACUGGUGGAGAGCAUUUCUCUAUACUUCUAUUUUUGAUUUGAUUCAUGUAGAUUUAUGGGGGUCAUUAUCCCGAAAAAGGAAUGUCCACAGCUGAUAGCAUAUGUUUGGAUUCUCUGUGCAAGUUAUUGUUACCGGAAAAGCUCCCAUCGAGAACCUCUUCGACCAAUUUGAUGACCCAGUGGCUAACAAUGCCGGGAUUACAGCACCAAUGUUCAAGCUAUUGUUCUCGAAAAGGCUCCCAUUGAGCGCCUCUCUGACCACCUUGCUGACCCAGUGGCUAACAUUGCCGGGCUUAUGUUACCAACUUUGUUCCCGGAAAGUGAAAGAAACUAGGAUGUGUAAUUAUCUAAGGAAACUCUAAUUUUACAAUGUAUGAACUUAAGUUAUGGUCACUGAUAAUUCAGCUUUGGAAAUAAAUGCAACUUUGUAUUUACUGAAGCUUUGUAAAUGUAAAGUGUAAGGAAUAGUUCACCACAACAGAUUGUCAAUUGCCACAAA